UCCCCGGUACUGACACUGCAACCCUAGUCCAAGUAUGCCGUCUCAAUUUCAAAUCUAAGCAACCAAUAAACUGGUGUAUGUGUGACAUUUUCAAAUCAUAAAUUUGAUGAAAAAAAGCAAGUGAUCAAGUUUUGAAAUGGAAAAUCAGAAAUCGGAGCAUCUAGUUGAUCUGGGAGCUGGCGAUGGUUCCCUGUCCCCCAAAAAUAACGAUUCCGACCAAGUAAACACACCGCUCCAAGAUGUCCCAGAUCAAUCCACUGUUGAUCAAGAAACUACUGAAAAUGCUUCCCCACUAAUUGCAAGUGAUUCUGGCUUCGCCGAAGAAACCCUCUCCACUCCACUGAUUUUCUUGCAUCUAUGCGGUCAGUGUCCAUCGCUGCCGAGCUUCCAGUCGGAUUGCCUAAAAGUGCUAACUUGGCUGCGCGCCUCGGACAUUCCCUUCCGGCACUUCAACCACAAGCUAAACCUAGAUGGCCGCUUUCCAACAAUCGAAAUCGGCAAUGACGAAAUCACAAACUCUGAUCACAUCCUUACCGAUCUUUCACGUCAUCUGAAUCGUGCCCUCGAUACUCCCCUAUCCGUUGAACAGCAAAUUCUGGCUUUCAGCUUGGGAUCCCUUAUCGAGCAUACCCUGGUCCGCGAGCACCGCGAAUGGUUCCGUGCUAACCGAUCAGAACUUCUCCAAGCGUACUCCAUCGAUUUGAAGAAGUCAUGGAAAAAGAUGCUCCCCACUUCGCUGCUACAGUUCCUGUUCAAGCGUUCCUCAUCCAAGACCCUCAACACGUCCCAUGCCAUGGCCGCCGAUACAACCACCGUUAUGACCAUGCUCUCCAAAUUGCUAGGAACGCAGAACUUCUUCUUCGGCGAGGACACCGUGUGCAGUCUGGAUGUGGUGGCCUUUGCCAUCCUUGCUCCGAUUUUGGCCAUUUCCCAGGAGGUUCAGUACGGUUCCCGGGACAAGAUCAAGGUGAACUGCGAGAAUUUGGUGUGGUUUGUCGAGCGGAUGAAGCAACGGCUCUAUCCGGAUUGGGACAAGCUGUGCGACGGACAAAAGGAGGAUACGCAAGAAACUGCAGAAAAGUUAACGGAUAUAGAUUUGAACGAAGAAAAUGAGAUUCCCCCAAACAAAAUGGAACAAUCUACGAUGGAAACCGCAAUUUAGCUUUCAUAAAUCAAUGUUCAUAUUUAUUA
Aedes aegypti (yellow fever mosquito) is the source of this 1191-nucleotide messenger RNA. RefSeq names its product failed axon connections. The coding region runs from base 137 to 1162 and encodes 341 amino acids. The record is from RefSeq and is a predicted model, not a curated record. Gene Ontology annotation, cellular component: cytoplasm. NCBI's taxonomy places the organism in Eukaryota, Metazoa, Arthropoda, Insecta, Diptera, Culicidae. The transcript has 3 exons.